AUGGCGUACCCUUUCCAAAUAGGCCUCCAAGAUGCAACCUCUCCUAUCAUAGAGGAACUACUACACUUCCACGAUCACACGCUAAUAAUCGUAUUCUUAAUUAGCUCUCUCGUUCUCUACAUUAUUUCACUGAUAUUGACCACUAAACUCACGCAUACCAGCACCAUGGACGCCCAGGCAGUCGAAACAAUCUGAACCAUCUUACCCGCCAUCAUUCUAAUCCUAAUCGCCCUUCCCUCACUACGAAUCCUUUACAUAAUAGACGAAAUCAACAACCCUUCCCUAACUGUAAAAACCAUGGGACAUCAAUGAUAUUGAAGCUAUGAAUACACUGACUACGAAGACCUGAACUUCGACUCCUACAUAAUUCCAACUCAAGAAUUAAAACCCGGAGAACUACGACUACUAGAAGUAGACAACCGAGUAGUUCUCCCAAUAGAAAUAACAAUCCGGAUGCUAAUUUCAUCUGAAGACGUAUUACACUCAUGAGCCGUGCCAUCCCUAGGACUAAAAACUGAUGCCAUCCCUGGACGCCUGAACCAAACUACCCUAAUGGCCAUGCGACCGGGAUUAUACUACGGCCAAUGCUCUGAAAUCUGCGGCUCUAAUCACAGCUUCAUACCAAUUGUUCUCGAGCUAGUGCCUCUGUCAUACUUUGAAAAAUGAUCUGCCUCAAUGCUAUAA
Molecule: messenger RNA, 684 nt
Organism: Enhydra lutris kenyoni (northern sea otter)
Lineage: Eukaryota; Metazoa; Chordata; Mammalia; Carnivora; Mustelidae
Source: the annotation of a RefSeq genome assembly